Cotesia glomerata is the source of this 1217-nucleotide messenger RNA. It is a transcript of the gene Lamtor1, whose product is annotated as ragulator complex protein LAMTOR1. NCBI's taxonomy places the organism in Eukaryota, Metazoa, Arthropoda, Insecta, Hymenoptera, Braconidae. Gene Ontology annotation, biological process: positive regulation of TOR signaling; regulation of receptor recycling; lysosome organization. Gene Ontology annotation, cellular component: late endosome membrane; Ragulator complex; membrane raft. The transcript is spliced from 5 exons. Gene Ontology annotation, molecular function: molecular adaptor activity; guanyl-nucleotide exchange factor activity. Bases 178 to 714 code for a protein of 178 amino acids. The record is from RefSeq and is a predicted model, not a curated record.
CCUUUUGUUGUGUACCAGAGUGGAGCCAAGAGACUCGUCUUGUCUCACUUGUUAGAAUAAAUAUUUUAUGACACAGACAACAGUUGAUUCACUGACUAAUAUUGUCUAGUAUUCUCUCACCAGUGCACUAAAAAACAUUGAAAAAUGCUCGCACUUUUGCACUAAGAACGCACCUACAUGAGUGAUAGCUGUUGGGAAAAAUUACUCAGCACCAUGGGAUGCUGCUGUAGUUUGUUUAAUAAAGACAGCGGGCCACAGGGAGGAGAAGCCAAUGAAAGAACUCAUUUGUUAGUUGAUCCUGUCAGUAACAGCACUAAUAUUCCACAUGUACACAGCGAUGAUUACGUUAAUCAAUAUGCAAGUUCUAUUCCAAAGAAAACAGAUGAACAAAGUGCUUUAAAUAGAAUAUUACAUGAAACAGCAGCAAAUGUAAUUGAUGUUGGAGCACUAGAUUCACAUAAUUUGGAACAACAUGAAUAUAUGGAUAGAUCACGAGUAUACUCCAAAAGAAUAGAAACUGGUGGAGUUAAAAUACCCCAAACCACUUGCUGUUUACUCAAUGAUAUUCCAGCGCCAGAAAGAAUAUUAUCAUCUGAACCGAUUACUGCUGAAGAUGAAGAGCUGAUAAAAACCAUGGUUCGGAGCGCUAGAGCAGCAUUGAAUGAUGUUAAAGUGGAGCAUAAAGAAGAUCUGGUGGUGCCAUUUCUCUCGUGAUCAACUUGGCACUUUUUAACCAGUCAUGAGACUUAUUUUCUCUAAAAAAUCCUCUAUUGAAAUUUAUAUAAUUUAUUUUUUAAUUCUAUCUUAUGUUAAUAUAAUUGCAAUCGCAAAAUCUUUAAUAUUGACAAUUUGUUUACACGACAAAAAUUGUAUUUUUUUCGAAGUUAUUGUUGAUAAUUUAUCCUUUUAAUUAAUUGAUAUUAAAAGACCACUUUUGGAUAAGAUAAUUAAUGAUAUACGAAGCUUUUUACACUAAAAUCGACACGUGAAUUCAAAAAAUUAAAAACCGGUUUAUUUUGAUAAAUUUUGAUGAUUACAGUCAAUUUUAUUUAUAAAUUAAUACCAUUUUUACAGGCACUAAAAAUUAUAUACGUGAUAUUUACAAAAUAUAUUAAUAGAUUGAUAUUGAAAUGUAUGUUGUAAAGAUAAUGUAUAAUAAUAAAUUAUAUAAUACAGUUGUAAUAUAAAUAACACUAAUAAAUGUAUCUUAUUACUCA